Mitosporidium daphniae is the source of this 897-nucleotide messenger RNA. RefSeq lists its product as uncharacterized. The record is from RefSeq and is a predicted model, not a curated record. Lineage: Eukaryota; Fungi; Microsporidia. The transcript has a single exon. Bases 1 to 897 code for a protein of 298 amino acids.
AUGAAAGUUUCUGAAAAUCCCGAUAUGACUAUUAGCAGCUCUGAGUAUUCUUGGAAUGCAGCUAUCGAGGCGUUCGAAUCAGAAUGCGAACCAGACUUUUUAAAUGAUCCUGUAUUUAUCUGUGAGUACGAUCAGGAAUUUAUUGAGUUUGUUGAAAAUUCCGAAAAAGGACGUUCGUUUGUCGUGAUCAAUGAUCUAGCUAUUAUUACGCACAACACCACCAAGGUGCAUACAUUUAUACAGAAAGUGCUUGGCACGGAAAUUUGUGGCGCUGCAACAAAAAACGCCAAUCUUUCACCCAUGGCUUUUCAAUGCGAUUAUAUCCUCUGCUGCAAUGCCUAUACUUGCGGAUCCAUUCAGCAAAAGUAUUAUGAUGGCGGAGUCUAUAUCAAAUAUGAUUGGAAUUUGAGCACAAAAAAGAAUCCCGAAGUUGUAUUUGAGGUGGCUUUUACACAUGAGCCAUUCGAUGUGCUUUUCUAUGAAUGUUGCCACUUUCUGACUAGAUACGUCUCAGAUACUAUCUACUCUAUUGGGAUCUAUAUUCGCCCGUCUACUACUACUUUUGAAAUGAGAUUCUUCGUUCUUCAAAGAAUUUGUCCUUAUAAUGCGAGCGAUGCUCUCUACAUCGGUAAUUUGUACAUACGUCGCAAAAAGGAUCCUAAUCUGUGUUUAUCUACUUGGAUAAAAAUCCCGAAUCGUCUGACGAGGCCAUUUUGUGCCAAAUUCUUUAACACAAAUCUUUGCUACUCGCGACUUUUAACUCAUGCCGAUAUCCUCAACGGAGCGUUCAUUAUAUUUCGCUUAGAUGACCUCGUAUUAGAUCAAAAAAUAGAAUUUUCGAAUGAGAUGCUUCUGGCAUUGUAUGGACUAUGGGACGAAUGGAGAGGAAACCAAUAA